AUGUUGCAGCACGACGCCGCCGGCCAGUCAUCGCCCGCCUUGGUUCUGGUGGCGCCGCUGCCUCGUCGACCCAUCGCGCUCGUCGCUCGUCGCAAUGGCCACCAUUCCAACUCUCGCUCGCGCUCCUCCCGCGCCGUCUCCAGCAGCAGCGCCGUCCCCGUGCCGUACCAGUCGCCGCUGCCUUCGUCGCCCGACUCGACCAACACCUCCAAUGCAAUCACCACCGCCUCGGCGCAGCAGCACAGCUCGGCGCGCCUGGUGAGCCAUCCCUACACACGCACAAAGACGCUGAGCAAUGCAAACCACCUGCCCGCGCCCGUCUCGCCUGCCUCCUCCGCCGCCAGUCCUUGGUCCUCGGGCUUGUCCACCAUCUUGCCCGCGUCGCCACCAUCGCGCACACGCUCUAGAAUCGCAUCAGACGAUGGCGCUUCCUCCCGCGCUGCGUCCUUAUGCCCAGACAUUGCUACGCACGAGCGGCCCGCGCGUCCUGCGGUAAGCAGCAACGUUGUCCUCGUACAUCCCUCGGCUGAGGCCGGAUCGCGCAAUCCGACGCUCAGCGACACCACAACACCCGACGAGCCCAUGCUAGCAUCUCCCGAUAUCGCUUCCGACCACAUCUCGCCCGUGCCCAGCAUGGAUGUGGAGCUGACGCCAACCAAGAACCGCGUCCUGGCUGCAAAGCGCUCGGCGCUUGUGACAAGCGAACCUCAGCUUGGGCCUCGCUUCACUCACCCGGGCGCCGCCGUGGCUGCGCAAUCCGAGACGUGUGGUCUCACUCUCUCGCCCACGUCGCCUACGACGCAGAGAUUCAACGCCAUGGCUUCCGCCUCAGCCCAGCUGCACCUUUCCGCCUCCCCGCCCGCCGUGCCUCCCAGCGCCGAGCGGGCGUGCAUCGUCUUGAACGCCGAUGCAGAGAUCGGCUCAGCCUCCAUGACACCUUCGCCGUGUCUGUCCGAGAGCCUCUCGCGCAGCCCCACCGCUAGUCCUUCGCCUUGCCCCUCGCCACCGCUAGGCGCGCGCACCGACGCACAACCCCUCCGAGGCGGAAACCCUGCACGCGCUGAUACCCGGCGAGACGCUCGCCACAAGAUGGAUCUACGGCUGCCCCCAUUGCCCCUAUCGCCGAUUCCGCGCAAGAUGACGCGCAACCCGUUUGAACGCUAUCUUCUCGCCCAUAGCCCGCCAGAUAUCAACGCACGCGCCGAUCACAGUGGCAGCGCUGCGCUGCAUGCGCGUCUUGUGCGCGCCAUCACACAGAACGUGGAUGCCACGCCUCCAGUACUCGUGGCCAUCGAAGCCCGCCUUGCUGGAAGCGGAGCGUCAGACGUCGACGAAGAGAUGGCCAGUGUAGAAAACGCGAGCAGCGCAAGGCCACGCAGCUCUGCAGGUCCCAACACCAUUUAG
Molecule: messenger RNA, 1404 nt
Organism: Moesziomyces aphidis
Lineage: Eukaryota; Fungi; Basidiomycota; Ustilaginomycetes; Ustilaginales; Ustilaginaceae
Source: the annotation of a GenBank genome assembly